AUGUCUGAUCUGCAUCUCGAGACCCAUUCCUCGUAUGAUGAUUUCCAAUUCCAGAGCGGAGCAUCGUAUCUUGCACUCGUCGGGGAUAUUGGCCAUGUAGCGAACGAGCAAUUAUUCAAAUUCCUCGAACAUCAAAUCCAGCGAUAUCUGAUUGUCUUCUUCGUUUUUGGAAAUCAUGAACCAUAUCAUAUGUCACUCCAAUCUGCAAAGAAGAAAAUGCGAGCCUUUGAGGCAAAGAUGGAACAGGCGCGGAUCUCUUCCUCCAGAGUUGGACGCUUUGUCUUUCUGGACCAGACUCGCUACGACGUCUCGGAUACGCAUACUGUGCUUGGAUGCACCCUCUUUUCUCAUGUCACUCCGGAGCAGGAGUUUUCCGUCGAGUCCCGAGUGGUUGAUUUUAAAGAUAUCCUGCACUGGACCGUGGAGGACCAUAACCUCGCCCAUGAGUCGGACCUCAAAUGGUUAAAUGCCGAGGUAUCCAGGAUUGCAAAGGAGGAGCCACAGAGACAGAUCUUCAUUUUCAGUCAUCACAGCCCAUCCAGGGAUUCGCGCUGUAUGAGUCGCAGGCAUAAACAUAGCGAUGUGACCUCGGCUUUCAUGACAGACUUGUCCUCGGAGGAAUGCUGGACGUCUACGGCCGUCAAAGCUUGGGCUUUCGGUCAUACUCAUUAUAACUGUCAUUUCACGGAUGAGACAGGCAAGGUCGUUUUGGCCAACCAGAAGGGCUAUCUGAUGUUUCCACAAAAGUCUUUUGAUGCAGGAAAGGUAUUUCAGCUUGGCAAUUGA
Aspergillus pseudoviridinutans is the source of this 786-nucleotide messenger RNA. RefSeq lists its product as uncharacterized. The transcript has a single exon. Lineage: Eukaryota; Fungi; Ascomycota; Eurotiomycetes; Eurotiales; Aspergillaceae. Gene Ontology annotation, molecular function: hydrolase activity. Bases 1 to 786 code for a protein of 261 amino acids. The record is from RefSeq and is a predicted model, not a curated record.